AUGGAAAUGAGAAGCCGGGCUAUACUAGAGGACUGUACGUGUACGAGUAAUCAGAGUGCGCUCCAAAAGCGUCCAAGGUGUCGCCGUCAGCGAAGCGGGCAUCAAGGCGGGCCUCGCGGCAUCGCCAGAGUGGCACCGAUGGAAUCCCUCGCAGGGAUGAGGUCAAGUCAAGAGCGUGUCCACUGGCCCUGCCUGGCCGCUGCAUCCAUCCAUCCAAGCCAUCCAUCCACUCCAUCCCAGCCCGGCGCGCGACAGGGGCCCCGUCCUUGGUGGGACCGCCCACGAGGCCGUUCUCGAUCUCGCCCGGCCGAGGGGCCAAGACGAUGCACGCGAUGGGUUAAAAAGAAUCCAGCCUUGACUUGA
Molecule: messenger RNA, 363 nt
Organism: Purpureocillium lilacinum
Lineage: Eukaryota; Fungi; Ascomycota; Sordariomycetes; Hypocreales; Ophiocordycipitaceae
Source: RefSeq, a predicted model, not a curated record